Messenger RNA from Annulohypoxylon truncatum, 1149 nucleotides. RefSeq lists its product as uncharacterized. Lineage: Eukaryota; Fungi; Ascomycota; Sordariomycetes; Xylariales; Hypoxylaceae. The record is from RefSeq and is a predicted model, not a curated record. The transcript has a single exon. The coding region runs from base 1 to 1149 and encodes 382 amino acids.
AUGGAUGCUAUGAUGUCGUACGCAUCGAUGUCAGACCAUGGAAAUGAUUGGGGGAUCGAUGUCAUCGUCGGCAUCUUCUUAGGGAUUGCCGUGUACAACGCCCUCGAGGUAUAUCUAUUGAUGUUCAAAACCUUCCGACGAAAGAAUACCAUGUAUUUCUGGACGAUACUGGUUUCCAAUUCAGGAGUUUUUCCUUGCUUGUUAUACAUGUUUCAUCUCUGGGGCCUAGCACCAAAUUUCCCGAUGGCCGUGUGCACGUCUGUUGGUUGGGUUUUCAUGUCGACCGGCCAGUCCUUCGUUCUCUACUUACGACUACACCUUGUGCUUCACGACCGGCGCAAGCUACGAUGGGUCCUCUCCCUCAUAAUCUUCACAUUCGUCACGUUACAGGUACCGGCGACCGUUACUUUCCUGGCCAUGAGUUCCUAUCCACCGGACAGCCGAAAAGGAAAGCCAUUCAAGGACGCAUUCGGUGUAUUCAAGGUAGCCCAGCUUGUAGGCUUCAUGAUACAGGAAGUCGUGAUCGCGGGCAUAUAUUUGUACUCGUUCCGUUGUACGUCGCAGCGCUUGCGUAUGGUUAGAGAGGACCAGGUGAAAAAGAUGAUGCACGAACUUAUCGCACUCGUCGUCAUCGUCGUCUUACUUGAUGGCGCGCUCACCGUGAACGAAUUGGUGGGCAAUUUUCAGAUCCAGACUACUCUCAGACCGGCCGUCUACACUGUUAAGCUGAAGGCGGAGCUGUUCAUAUUGAACAACCUCGUCACCUGGAUGCAGACCCCAUCCUCUACCAGCGCAAGCUCAGCAUCGCACCCGCGGAAGCCGGCUCCGUUAGAUCGCGUAUCAAGUGGACAUACCCUCACAUCUGAAACAAAGCCUCACCCGCUACACGUUCCCUCUCGCGUAUCUUCGCGGGUAUCCUCGCGCGCUCCCUCAUGCGCCCCUUCACGCACCGGGACACCCGACCCGAGACCUUCCACACCAGGGAAGAGUGUCGCGAUGGCGGAAAACGAAGAGAGAUCAUUGCAAAGAAAUAGGAGUGAGGCCAGCCCUCAUUCAAUGAUGCCGUCUGAGUCGCGGGUGUUGACGGGGAAUGGAGUUAGACCCGGAAACAACAUGCAAUCGUUCGAAAAAAUAGACCUAGGUGACUGA